UGGCGGUGCCGUGUCAUGGAGGCUCAGUCUCGCAGCAGCCAUUGAAGAGGAAGGAACUGUGGGCGCGCGCGUGUCUCUGUGUGUGAAUGUGUGUGCGUGCCCGUGUGUGCGCGCGCGGGUGUGUGGACUAGAAGGUGGGGGCAGCCGAGUUCGUCCCAAGUCGUCGGACUCCAUUUGCUAUUCUUUUCUUUCUCCCCCACACCCGGGUGGUAGUGGGCGUCCGUCUUUGCGUCUCUUUUCAUUCAUCUCCAGACCUUUAGAGGUUUUUUAGGGUUGGGGGCAGUGGGGCGGGCGCGCGAGGGGAAAGGAGGAGGACAUGGAGAUGAAGAAGAAGAUUAACCUGGAGUUGAAGAACAGAGCCCCGGAGGAGGUGACAGAGUUAGUCCUUGAUAAUUGCUUGUGUGUCAACGGGGAGAUCGAAGGCCUCAAUGACACCUUUAAAGAACUGGAGUUUCUUAGUAUGGCCAACGUGGAAUUGAGUUCCUUGGCCCGGCUUCCCAGCUUGAAUAAACUUCGGAAGUUGGAACUCAGCGACAAUAUAAUAUCUGGAGGCUUGGAAGUCCUGGCAGAGAAAUGUCCAAAUCUUACCUACCUCAAUCUGAGCGGAAACAAAAUCAAAGAUCUCAGUACAGUAGAAGCUCUGCAAAAUCUUAAGAAUUUGAAAAGUCUUGACUUGUUUAACUGUGAGAUCACAAACCUGGAGGACUACCGAGAAAGCAUUUUCGAGCUGCUGCAGCAGAUCACCUACUUAGAUGGAUUUGACCAGGAGGACAACGAGGCCCCCGACUCGGAAGAGGAGGAUGAGGAGGAUGGAGAUGAAGAUGAGGAAGAUGAGGAGGAAGAUGAAGCUGGUCCACCUGAAGGAUAUGAAGAGGAGGAGGAAGAGGAGGAUGAAGAUGAGGAUGAAGCAGGUUCAGAAGCUGGAGAGGGAGAAGAGGAGGUGGGCCUCUCAUACUUAAUGAAAGAAGAAAUUCAGGUGAUUGGAAACUUGGUGUUUGCACUGAUGAUGGUUUGGGGACAGGCAGAGGGCUGAAGGGUGAGUCGUGAG
This is a messenger RNA of Microtus ochrogaster (prairie vole), 1048 nucleotides long. It is a transcript of the gene Anp32e, whose product is annotated as acidic nuclear phosphoprotein 32 family member E. The coding region runs from base 317 to 1033 and encodes 238 amino acids. Gene Ontology annotation, cellular component: nucleus. Gene Ontology annotation, biological process: regulation of apoptotic process. The record is from RefSeq and is a predicted model, not a curated record. Lineage: Eukaryota; Metazoa; Chordata; Mammalia; Rodentia; Cricetidae. Gene Ontology annotation, molecular function: phosphatase inhibitor activity; histone binding. The transcript is spliced from 5 exons.